Messenger RNA from Plectropomus leopardus (leopard coralgrouper), 1029 nucleotides. Lineage: Eukaryota; Metazoa; Chordata; Actinopteri; Perciformes; Serranidae. The record is from RefSeq and is a predicted model, not a curated record.
CUGAGCACGUGGAGGCACAAGGUAACUUCUCUGCUGCCCGACUGUGGUUUCAGUGCGUCCUCCACACUCACAGACGUAACUGUCCUCGUCUGUCUUGUCAUAGUAGCACAAACCGUGUUUGUGAGAGAUGUCAGCGGGAGGUCAGACCACCAGGAGCCGGGAAAUACCGGCCGUCAGACGGGUCGCCAUCCACGAUGCUGCCCACAUGCCUCAGGACUACUCCACGACCCCAGGAGGGACUCUGUUCAGCACGACGCCAGGAGGUACCAGAAUCAUCUACGACAGGAAGUUCCUCCUGCAGUGUCGGACGUCUCCUCUGGCUCGUACGCCUCCCAAACUGCCCGACAUCCCAGGAGUCACCAGUCCACUCAAACCCAACUCCGCCGACACAAACCAGCCUGCACAGACACCCAACACCAACCACAACCUGGACACAGAGGAGAGCUCAGAUGCCCAGUUUGAAAUGGACAUCUGAAGAGAGCCGACAUGAGGAUAACAGUGAUUCCCAACAUUUUCAUUGCUUUUUUAUACUGAGAUAAAAAAAAAAAUCCUCAGUUAUAGUGACAAGUCUUAACUGAGCUGUGAAAUACAUUUUCAGAUUUGUUUUGAAAACAAUUUGGCUUUUUUUUUUUGUAAUGCUUAAUAUGUACUCUUAUCAAACACAAAAUGAUGCAUAAAACUGUAUCUUUAAUUUGUAUACACUUGACUUUAUGAGACCUGUACCAUAUUUAACAAUUAAGCCAAGGUCUUGUUGAAAUUACAUUAAACAUAAAUAUUUUAUGUGAUUUGACUCACACUUUGGGUCAUUUUGUCUUUCCUUGUUGCUGAAAGAAAUCGUACUCAUUUGCUCAGGUUUCACUUUUAUAGUCAAGAAAAACAAGCUGCUUAAUUUAAACUCUUGUAUAACCACUAAUGAAAACCAUCAGACACUUUGUUCAAAUAAGAAAUAAUUUAUUGUAUUACUGUACAAAGCAAACAUACAAAUGGGUCAAUGUGACCCAAACAUUUCAAUAAAGUUAAAAGCGCUUA